UCCGGAGCUCUCCUCUGCCCUUUUCUGGGUGAGGGGCUGCUAUUCUCCCUGUGGUGGUCCUCCGGGGGCUCCCAUGCCCUGGGGGGCCUCUGGCUGUCUGGGGUCCGGGCCUCCUCCGUGUCUGCUUCAUGUCCUGAGGGAUGGGGCUGUGGCUCCCCACACACACUAAAAGAAAAAGAAAGGCCACUGAUCCGCCCACUCCUGCCCGCUGACAUCUUAUUGGCCAUUGGUGGCUGGAAUUUCCGCAAAACCAAUUGGAUUGAAGCCUAUGACACCCGGGCCGACCACUGGGUCGAUGUAACGCAGGGGCAGGAGACUCGCCAGUCCGCCCAUGGCAGUGUGUACUUAAAUGGCUUCGUGUAUUGUUUUGGGGGUUUUGAUGGCCACAAUUUCACCAACACUGUACGCAGAUUUGACCCCGUCGCACGGACAUGGCAGCACAUGGCACCGAUGCACUGGUGCCACUGAAAUGUUAGCGUGGCCGUAAUUAAUGGUUCCAUCUAUGUAAUGGGUGGCCAUUUACGCUUCUCGCCUCUAAUCAUAAUCGAGUGAUAUGACCAAGAAGCCAACGAGUGGACCAUCAUCCAGCCCAUGAACGAGGAGCGACAGGAUGCCAGUGCCACCACCCUGAAUGGAAAGAUAUAUAUUUGUGGGGGUAGCAAGGGAGCUCAGACUAAUUCCACUGCCGAGUGCUAUGAUCCACUCACGGGCGAAUGGACCUUGAUCACCCCAAUGAGCACUCGCCGACGUGGCCUUGGAGUAGCGGCAUAUCAGGGAAAGAUCUAUGUGGUGGGCGGUACCAACGGGGCUCAUCCAAUGUGGAGUAUGGAGGUUUAUGACCCUGCAACUAACCAAUGGCACGCUGCGCCUCCCAUGACAAAACCAAGAAGCUACUUCGGCAUCGCAGUGUUGGACGGCUUGCUGUUUGCAAUGGGCGUCUGAUGGGUUCAGAGUCACUGCCAAGGUGGAAUGCUAUGAUGCAGAGAAAGGCAGCUGGUACCGUGCGCAGGACAUGAUUACGCCCAAGAGGAACUUCAGCUGCUGCACAGUGCCCCCCCGCAUCGUACAGUAUGCUGCACCUCGCCCACCUGCCCCCAUCUGCCUGCCUGGUGGGUAACCAGGUUACG
This is a messenger RNA of Brienomyrus brachyistius, 1127 nucleotides long. RefSeq names its product kelch-like protein 10. Bases 592 to 942 code for a protein of 116 amino acids. Gene Ontology annotation, molecular function: protein binding. The record is from RefSeq and is a predicted model, not a curated record. The transcript is spliced from 3 exons. NCBI's taxonomy places the organism in Eukaryota, Metazoa, Chordata, Actinopteri, Osteoglossiformes, Mormyridae.